GAGUAACUGACGAGAAUCAAUACAUAGAGCUGGAUAAAAAUGGCAGAAAAUAUGAAUUUUGUCCAAGUGGUUUAAACUUAAAAGGGCAUGGACUCAGGAACAUAAGGAAGCAUGGAAGCGUCCAUGACUUCCAAGGGGAUUAUCACAGGCCCCCAGAGGCGUGGCCACCUGCCAAUUUUGCAGAAAAAGGAUGAAGACAUUUUGGAAAAUAGUUCCUCGUGAAUGCAAGGAGAGAUGAUCGUCGGGCCAACCAAGACACUGUUUAUGGAUGAGAUAUCAACAGGUCUAGACAGCUCCACAACCUUUCAAAUUGUGAAGUGCUUACAACAGAUUGUCCACUUGACAGAGGCUACCGUUCUAAUGUCCCUCCUACAACCUGCUCCAGAGACUUAUGACCUAUUUGAUGAUAUCAUUCUCUUGUCAGAAGGCCAAAUUGUAUAUCAGGGUCCAAGAGUGCAUGUCCUAGAAUUCUUCGAGAGCUGCGGGUUCAGAUGUCCAGAGAGAAAAGGAACUGCUGAUUUCCUGCAAGAGGUUACAUCAAGAAAGGACCAGGAGCAGUACUGGGCUGACCGAAACAAGCCAUAUAGAUACAUAUCAGUUGCUGAAUUUGCAAAAAUGUUCAAACGUUUCCAUGUGGGUCUGCGGUUAGAGAAUGAGCUCUCAGUCCCUUAUGACAAGGCACGGAGUCACAGAGCAGCUCUAGUGUUCAAAAAGUACUCAGUCCCAAUGAGAGAGCUUCUGAAAGCAAAUUUUGACAAGGAGUGGCUGCUAAUUAAGAGAAACUCUUUUGUCUACAUUUUCAAGACCGUCCAAAUCAUAAUUGUAGCACUUAUUGCAUCAACAGUGUUUUUAAGGACUAAAAUGCACACCAGAAACGAAGAUGACGGGGCACAUUAUGUUGGUGCAUUGUUGUUUGGCUUGAUCAUCAACAUGUUCAAUGGUUUUUCUGAACUCUCACUUACCAUACAGAGACUUCCUGUGUUUUACAAGCAAAGAGAUCUUCUCUUUCACCCACCUUGGGCUUUUACACUGCCCACAUUCCUGCUAAGGAUACCGAUAUCUGUGUUUGAGUCUAUUGUGUGGAUGGUUGUUACAUACUACACUAUUGGAUUUGCCCCUGAAGCUAGCAGGUUCUUCAAACAGCUACUAUUAAUAUUUCUGACUCAGCAGAUGGCUGCUGGGUUAUUUCGGCUAAUUGCAGCAGCCUGCAGAACAAUGAUAAUUGCAAACACUGGAGGAACUCUAGCUCUUCUCCUUGUUUUUCUCUUGGGUGGUUUCAUUCUUCCUAAAGAUAAAAUUCCAGAUUGGUGGGGGUGGGGAUACUGGAUUUCACCUCUAACGUACAGUUUCAAUGCCAUGACUGUAAAUGAGAUGUUUGCUCCAAGGUGGAUGAACAAAUGGGCUUCCGACAAUGCAACAAAAUUGGGACUGGAAGUAUUAAAGAACUUUGACGUCUUUCCUGAAAGAAAUUGGUAUUGGAUUGGUGCAGCAGCUCUCUUGGGUUUUAUAUUUCUUUUCAACAUCCUUUUCACGUUUGCCCUCAUGUACCUUAGCCCUCCUGGAAAACCACAAGCUAUCAUCUCCAAAGAGCAGGCAAGGGAGAUGGAGGAUGAUCAAAGAGAAGCAAUGGGAGAACCAAGACUGAUAACAACCAAGUCAAAGAAAGGAGAAAUGGCUGUCCUGCCCGUGCACACCCAACCAAGUAGAAAUUUGAGCAGUAGAAAAGAAGAUACAAGUCUUGAGGCAGCAAGUGGUGUUGCUCCCAAGAGAGGAAUGGUUCUUCCAUUCACCCCACUUGCCAUGUCAUUCGACAACGUCAAUUAUUUUGUGGACAUGCCUCCUGAAAUGAGAGACCAAGGAAUCACAGAGGACAAGCUCCAAUUACUUCGUAGUGUAACUGGUGCAUUUAGACCAGGAGUCUUAACUGCAUUAAUGGGGGUCAGUGGAGCAGGAAAGACUACCCUAAUGGAUGUUCUGGCUGGACGCAAAACAGGUGGUUACAUCGAAGGUGACAUAAGAAUAUCUGGAUUCCCAAAGAAACAAGAAACGUUUGCUAGAGUUGCAGGGUACUGUGAACAAACCGAUAUCCACUCACCUCAAGUAACUGUCCGUGAAUCAUUGAUUUAUUCAGCUUUCCUUCGUCUCCCUGAAGAAGUCAGCAAGGAGCAAAAGAUGAUUUUUGUCAAUGAAGUGAUGGACCUGGUUGAACUAGACAACCUAAAGGAUGCUAUUGUGGGACUUCCUGGAAUAAGUGGUUUGUCAACAGAGCAGAGAAAGAGAUUGACCAUAGCAGUUGAACUAGUUGCCAACCCCUCGAUCAUAUUUAUGGAUGAACCAACUUCAGGCCUUGAUGCAAGAGCAGCAGCUAUUGUUAUGAGGACUGUGAGAAACACAGUGGAUACAGGGAGAACAGUUGUUUGCACAAUUCAUCAGCCUAGCAUUGAUAUUUUUGAAGCAUUUGACGAGCUUCUUUUGAUGAAAAGAGGAGGGCAAGUCAUUUAUGCCGGCCCUCUAGGGCGGCAUUCGCAAAAAAUCGUGGAAUACUUCGAGGCAAUUCCCGGAGUCCCAAAAAUUAAAGAGAAGUACAACCCAGCAACGUGGAUGCUAGAAGUAAGCUCAGUUGCAACUGAAGUUAGACUUGGAAUUGAUUUUGCUGAAAAGUAUAAAUCAUCGUCACUAUACCAACGAAAUAAGGAUCUAGUGAAAGAGUUGAGCAUGCAUCCUCCGGGAGCAAAAGACCUUCAUUUUCUGACACAAUAUUCUCAAUCUACAUUUGGGCAAUUCAAAUCCUGUCUGUGGAAGCAAUGGAUGACUUAUUGGAGGAGUCCAGAUUAUAAUCUUGUCAGAUACUUCUACUGUUUAGCUGCAGCACUUAUGGUCGGGACAAUCUUUUGGAGAGUUGGAACCAAAAGGGAAAGCAGUGGUGAUCUGAUGACCAUCGUUGGGGCUAUGUACGGUGCUGUUCUUUUUGUUGGGAUCAACAAUUGUUUAACAGUACAGCCAAUUGUUGCCGUAGAAAGAACUGUAUUUUACCGGGAAAAAGCUGCAGGGAUGUACUCUGCAUUGCCUUAUGCAAUGGCACAGGUGUUUGCGGAAAUACCGUACAUACUUGUUCAAACAUCAUAUUAUACACUUAUAGUGUAUGCCAUGGUGGGCUUCGAAUGGACUGCAGCAAAAUUUUUCUGGUUCUACUUCGUCAACUUCUUCUCCUUUUGCUACUUCACAUACUAUGGAAUGAUGACUGUUGCCAUCACACCAAACCACCAAGUUGCAGCAAUCUUUGCAGCAGCAUUUUACGCACUUUUCAAUCUUUUCUCUGGAUUCUUCAUCCCAAAACCAAGGAUUCCAAAGUGGUGGAUAUGGUACUACUGGAUUUGCCCGGUGGCAUGGACUGUCUAUGGACUAAUCAUAUCACAAUACGGUGAUGUAGAGGACACAAUUAGUGUCCCUGGGAUGAACUUUACACCAAAAAUCAAAGAUUAUAUCCAGGAUCAUUUCGGAUAUGAACCAGACUUCAUGGGACCAGUGGCUGCAGUUUUGAUUGGUUUCACUGUCUUCUUCGCAUUCAUGUAUGCUUACUGCAUUAAAAACUUGAACUUCCAAAUGCGGUAAAAAAA
Molecule: messenger RNA, 3617 nt
Organism: Coffea arabica (coffee)
Lineage: Eukaryota; Viridiplantae; Streptophyta; Magnoliopsida; Gentianales; Rubiaceae
Source: RefSeq, a predicted model, not a curated record